AUUAGUUAACGUUGGGUCGGCGUUAACAUGCAAAAUCCUUACAUACUGGCAAAACUUUGCUAGCUGAAUUCGUCUUCUCAUCAAGUCUUUUUUUUUUAACUGUGUUUGAAGCGAUAUUGUAAUCGUGUAACAACCCGAGAGAUGCCAAGAGGGUGCGCAACUACCGAAAGAAUCCCAAAGUUGGGAUUCGUCUGACGAAUUGUUAGAGAUCUGUUGGCUUUGUUGAAGUCAGUUAAGGGAACACCAACUCAUCCUAAAUCCACCUGUGAACUGAGACCUGUUCAUUUCCAGCCUUUAAAACAACUCAGCUCUCUUUCCUCCUUGAAACCACAUCCAUCCACAACGUACUAAACGUCACCAUGACAACCUCAUCCUUAAGGCGUUCGGUAAAGAACAUUGUGAAUAAUUACACUGAUGCAGAGAUCAAGGUUCGAGAGGCCACCUCUAACGAUCCAUGGGGGCCUCCCAGCUCCCUCAUGUUAGAGAUAGCUGAUUUGACCUUUAACGUGGUGGCGUUCACUGAGAUCAUGGGAAUUAUCUGGAAGCGGCUAAACGACCACGGCAAGAACUGGAGGCAUGUCUACAAGGCUUUGACGCUUCUGGACUACCUGUUAAAAGCAGGCUCGGAGCGGGUCGUGCAACACUGCAAGGAGAACAUCUACGCCAUCCAGACACUGCGUGACUUCCAGUACAUUGACCGCGACGGGCAGGACCAAGGGAUGAACGUACGAGAGAAGUCCAAGCAGCUCGUGGCUCUGGUCAGGGACGAAGAACGUCUUAAACAGGAACGUGCCCAGGCGCACAAAACCAGGGAACGCAUGACAGGUGCUGGUGCUAUGGGCUAUGGAGCAUUACCACCUCCCUACCCAGGACGCCGUACCAGCCAGCCCAGCAUGUCAGCUAUAUACGGGGAACAGUACAGUCGGUCUCGGGGUUCGCCUUCCUCUCAUUAUUCCUCCUCUUCCUCCCCUCAACUGGCCCCAGAUCUGGAGCAGGCUCGGCCACAGACCAGCGGGGAGGAAGAGCUGCAGCUGCAGCUGGCUCUGGCCAUGAGCCGAGAGGAGAGCGAGAAGCCUCCUCCUGCUUUGGAUAUUGAUGAGCAGACACAACUCCAGAUUGCUAUGAGUCUGAGCAAAGAGGAGGCCCAGAAGCCGGCUCCUCCUCCUCCUGCUGCAGCCCUGGACAUGGAUGAAGACACGCAGCUCCAGUUAGCCCUCAGCCUCAGCAAAGAGGAGCACCAGCAGGAGCAACAAAGUCGCCAGGGAGAUGAGUCGAUGCUCCAGAAAGCUCUUGAAGAGAGCAAACGAGAGAUGGAAUCCAGGGGAGGAGGGUCUGCCAUGAUGGACCUUGUGGACAUUUUUGCUCCAGCCUCUGCAGUGCCCCCUAGUGCUAGCCCAUGGGAACUAUCCAGUAGUAACAACCAGCCCCAAUCAGCAGGCCCUUUAAGAUCUGACCCAUGGGAUUCUCUGGAUGGAGGCAGUAGAGGUGUUGGAAGCUCUUGGAUGGCACCCUCAGGAUUGGGCGCUCAAUCCCAACCCUGGGAUAGCAGGCUGCCCUCUUCAGACCCUUGGGAAUCCUCCCAGAUUUCAACUAGCCCAGUCCCUACAGAUCAAGUCUGGACCUCUUCCACACGUACAGAUCCUUUCUUGUCUUCGGGACUGGACAAAAAAGGGGCAGCAGGCCUGACCAAGGUCCCGUCACCACGAGCUGGGAGUCCAUCAGAUGGGGACCUUUUUGAUGAGGCAAUGGAUGGAGGUCAGGUGAAUGUGAAUGGUCAUGGGGAAGGCAAUAUGGAGCCCUUUGAUCUGUCACGUCUUGGAGAACAUCUUCCUGACCCAAAACCUAGAACCUGUCGAACUCCAGAGACCUUCCUAGGUCCUGAAGCAGCCUCACUAGUUAAUUUGGACUCUCUGAUUCCUUCUAACCCAACUUCCAAGACCCUGAACCCAUUUUUAUCAGAGAUGAGUGCACCAUCAACCACUAAUCCAUUCCAAAGUGAACCGCCCCGCCCCACUCUUAACCAGAUGCGUCCCAGUUCUACGUCUCCUGUGCCGACCUCACUCCCAUACAGCGCCUCUCUUCCCCUGCCUGCUAGCAACCAGCCAUCAUCUCUGCCUAACUCCUUCACCCAGCCUGCCCAGGGCCCUCUAGACAUUCCUGGAAAUCUCCCCCAACCACUGCUGCCCCUCUCAUCCACAUCUUCACUUGGUCAGCAGGCAGCAGACCAACACAGUCAGAACCCAUUCCUCUGAGGGCUGGCCAGUCCAUACCUAAAGUUUGCGUGAUGCUCAAGGAUCAUGCUUUUGAAGGGACAAUUUAACCUUAGGUUCAAAUUCAAAACUGGAAUUGUACAUUUAA
Messenger RNA from Chanos chanos (milkfish), 2358 nucleotides. It is a transcript of the gene epn3a, whose product is annotated as epsin 3a. Lineage: Eukaryota; Metazoa; Chordata; Actinopteri; Gonorynchiformes; Chanidae. Gene Ontology annotation, cellular component: endosome; clathrin vesicle coat; plasma membrane. The coding region runs from base 360 to 2252 and encodes 630 amino acids. The record is from RefSeq and is a predicted model, not a curated record. Gene Ontology annotation, biological process: endocytosis. Gene Ontology annotation, molecular function: phospholipid binding; clathrin binding. The transcript has 11 exons.